Molecule: messenger RNA, 327 nt
Organism: Symbiodinium sp. CCMP2592
Lineage: Eukaryota; Dinophyceae; Suessiales; Symbiodiniaceae
Source: the annotation of a GenBank genome assembly
AUGAAGAUGCUAGGCUUGAGUUGCAACCGGCAGACUGAUGGGCAGCCACCCCGGCAGCAGCACAACAGUGUCGUCCGCGUGUUCGCUCCAACCACGUGGUCCAGGAGGCCAUCGUCAGAGUCCAUGUUUGCCAAGGAGAUCGUGCCAUCAUUGAACGUGGGAGUCAUCCUGCACACGAGUCGGGACCUUCCCCGUGAAGAGGAUGCUUGCAAAAGCUUUGUUGGAUCCGUUUUUCGCACGGCUGAAACGGAAAAGGCUUCAGAAGGGCACCUCCAGCAGCAACUGGGGACACACCUGGACUGCCGCAUUUUCACGAAGAAAGUCUGA